UUACAUUGACGUCGCAAAAUACACCAUAAAAAUAAAAAUAAAUUUAUUUAGAAAUAGAAUUGAUAAGUAAAUGUAUAUCUCACAUGCCCAAUAGCGAUAACAAGUGGUAAAAUGUAAAGUUCUACGAUAUUCUUCAGUUAUUUAAUUGGCAAUUGAAUAUUUUACAUGAUUUUUUUACUCCAUAUUUGCUCAAUGCUGUGAGUUUAAAGUUACAUGGCUGCCAACAUUUGAAUAUGAAAAGUGGCAUGGAAAACCAAAACAAACCAAUUUUCUUGCGAAAUGUUAUAAAUAAAACAGUGAAUAAAUUGGAAUAAGUAAUAAAAAAAAUGGGUAAAUUUACUAAGAUUCCUCAACAAAGGCCUAGUUGGAGUACUGAUGAAUUAAAAUCGAUUGAUGCAGCACGAGUUUUGGUUCAUAGAAUAGAAAAACAUGAAAGUUUGGUUAGAAACUCUGAGCUAAAGAUGAAAAGUUGUUCCAGAAAGCUCAAGGAUCUCAUGAUCCGUAGGAACAUUAUGAAGGACUACAAUCCUGAGGCGAAUGUUUUUCCCGCCUUUAUCAAUUCCCAUGUACAGGAGAGUCUCAAUUGGGAAAUUGUCCAGAAACGGAAUGAACUUGAGGACAUUGUAGACAAUCUUUCAAAAUCCCUGAAGUCUACAGAAACAGCUAUUCAAGAUGUUGAAAAGGAUCUGCAGACGGUGCUCUUGGAAGAAGAAAAUUUGUCUAACCAUCAGAAGGAUCUGAUAAAUCUUCUCAACUACAUUUUAGAUGCUUCUCUGAGCAUACAUGCUUAUUAUACGACUUAUCAGAUGAAUAUGGAAUUAAAUAACGAGAUGACACGAGAAGAAAAUUCUGCUCAAGAAGACUUUCAUAGAAAAGAUGAUUCAAGAGAGUUUUCCCACUUUAUCAGAGACUUUCUCUGUCGGUGUCGACUGGAGAAAAUAUUGAACAUGCCAGAGGAUGCGUGUGAAGGAAACGAAUCGUGAUUUAGCUUAUUAAUUCAAAAUUUUUCAAAUAAAUACGAACGAAAAGUUAA
Molecule: messenger RNA, 1033 nt
Organism: Phlebotomus papatasi
Lineage: Eukaryota; Metazoa; Arthropoda; Insecta; Diptera; Psychodidae
Exons: 3
Coding region: 327-983 (218 amino acids)
Source: RefSeq, a predicted model, not a curated record